This is a messenger RNA of Laccaria bicolor S238N-H82, 1575 nucleotides long. RefSeq lists its product as uncharacterized. The coding region runs from base 1 to 1575 and encodes 524 amino acids. NCBI's taxonomy places the organism in Eukaryota, Fungi, Basidiomycota, Agaricomycetes, Agaricales, Hydnangiaceae. The record is from RefSeq and is a predicted model, not a curated record. The transcript has a single exon.
AUGGGACUCGACGACGAUAUCUCUACUCAAAACGGCCUUCUCUCUGCGACCUGCCCCUCGUCCACCUACCACAACUACCAGCCAUGUUCCAUCCCCCGACUCACGUUCACGGACGUUUCUUACAAAUUCCCGCACCCACCCAUUCCAACUCCCUCUUCCCUUUGUUCUUGCGCCUCUCCCACCUCAUCCGCCUCGUCUUCAGAUUCGAGCCCGUGUUCGCGGUUCAGCACAUUGCCACCUACACCGUCAACGUCAGACGACGAGUUCGCGCUCCCGUCUCCGCGGUUCAAUCCCCGCCGAGCAGCCAUUAAGCCACUUGUUAUCGCCAAGCACAAUGGCUCCCCGUCAAUGUCUCCGUCUCCGUCUCCAUUCAACGAUAGCGAAUGCCCCAUUUCCGCAACCAUUCAAAAUUUCAAUGGAACGGCCCAUCCCACUUUCCCCAUCAAAGAGUCGUUCUACGAAUCCGAUGAAGGCGAAUCCGAUUCAGAGUGGUACAACAAAGAAUUCUCUAAAAUCCUCACCCUCCCCUCUUCUCCCACCACACAUCAAAAGCCGUCACGCCCCGAAUCGAUGUUCGUACCUCAUCACUCGGUUCGUUAUUCCAAGCCGCUCCUUCUUACACCAUGUACCACUUCCCCAGUUUCCCCUGCCUUUUCUUCCAAGCGACAAAGUAGGAGAAGCUUCAUUCCGAAUUACCCAUCACCACCCAUCCCAACUCUCAUCCGCACCUCUUCUGCAUCUUCUUCUACAUCUUCUUCAAGCAAGAUGAACCAUAUCUCAUCACCCUUCCCUACCUCACCUAAAUCGUUCCACUCCCGUGCACCAUACACCCCCGCCUCAUCAUCAUCUCGCAGACCACCGCCACGUUCCAGCAUACCGGCAGAUUGUGGCUACUUCGAGACGGACGAUCAGGGUUCGGUGUUCUCACUUUCGCUAUACGAGGAUGAUAUAGAGAUGGACAUGGACUUGAGGAGUGCCUGUUCAUUUUCGUCUGAAUCGGACGACUUUCGGUUCGAUGUGGAGAUGGAUUUGCACGUCGAAGGGGAAGAGGGGGCUGAUGAAUAUCCCCCUUCGCUCCCUUCAAGCCCCAACAGCGCCGACUUGGACAUCGCCACCUCUUUUGAACACACUCCCACCUCCUCACCCUCGCCCAGCCCGAUGUUAAAAUCGAAAUGGUCCUCUUCGACGAUCGGUUCGAUUCGGGAGGAACAUGAACGGAGGGGACCUUCUGCGAAGUUGAGGUUGUACUUUGGGGGGGGGGGGGGGGGUGCUGGGAAGAGGGGGAGUAAGAACUCUUCCAAUAAGGUGGUGCCGCAGACGCCGAAGAGUCCUGCUUCUUCCACGAUGACGAAGAGUUCUAGCCCCCGUGGAUAUGGAUAUGGGCAUGGCCGUCACUCGAGCUGUGAAUCGGACGUUAUGAUCAUUGGGUACGGGCAUGGGCAUGGAGUGAGGAGACGGGGGAGUGUUACGCCUACAGUUAGUGAUGCAGGGAGCGAUGAUAGUGCGUUGAGUUGCGCUAGCAGUGGGUUGAGGAGGAAACCUAUUCCUUUGAUGCUUCUCUCUGGGUCGGCUUGA